Molecule: messenger RNA, 2026 nt
Organism: Talaromyces stipitatus ATCC 10500
Lineage: Eukaryota; Fungi; Ascomycota; Eurotiomycetes; Eurotiales; Trichocomaceae
Product: polybromo-1, putative
Exons: 8
Coding region: 1-1860 (619 amino acids)
Biological process (GO): chromatin remodeling
Cellular component (GO): RSC-type complex
Molecular function (GO): protein binding
Source: RefSeq, a predicted model, not a curated record
AUGAGCAUGAGGCGCAAGUUCACUUCCACUGGCCCAGAGCCUACGGCUUUGCCCGAGUCUAAACGGCGCAAAGUGUCUGAUGACAAGGCCGACGAGAUCGAAACCCCACAAAAGACUACAAAAGUCGGACUGAAGCUUAUAGACGAUAUCAAAAAUGCGACAGACAAGAGCGGACGUAUUAUCGCGAAUAACUUCUUUGAGCUUCCGGACAAGAAGAAAUAUCCGGAUUAUUACAAAGUGAUCGGUCUUCCGAUAUCUUUGAACCAAGUGAUAGAGAAAUUAAACAAGUACCGAUAUGCGAAUCUCACCGAGCUUGAGAGUGACCUCAAGCGACUGGUUAGCAAUGCGAAAAAGUACAACGAGAAAGGUACUAUGCUUUUUGCUGAUGCAGAGCGUAUUCGAAAGAUCGUUACAGGCACCAUGCCGAAAAUCAAUCCGGCAUAUAAUGACCCUAAUUACACACCCUUCCCGACGCCUAUACCCGACCAAAAUCAGACGACAGAAACACCCGAAAACGAUGCUGAAGAAGACGGUGACAAUCAAGAACAAAACGUGGAAGGAGAUGUCGAUGCCGAUGCAGAAGAUGCUCAGCCUUCUGACCAAGCGUUGGACCAAGGCGAGGAAGAGGAGCUGAGUUUUGAAGGCGACACGAUACAGCUUGCUCAAGAUAAGAUUAUAUCAGAAAUGAUCCACUUGAGAGACGACCGAGGAAGGGAAGUAGGUGCCCCUUUUCUGUACAAGCCUGACAAGAACUUGUACAAGGAAUAUUACGAAAUCAUACAACAUCCAGUCUCUUUGCGCAGCUUAUUGAAGCAAGUCCGAGGCAUUGAAGGAAGAAAACCACACAGUAAGAAGACGGCGUUUCCAACUUGGCAACUAUUUGCAGAUGAAAUGGAAUACGUGUGGGGAAAUGCUCGAGAAUUCAAUGAAGAAGAUAGUGAGAUCGUUGACCUCGUCAAUAUCCUGGAGGCUCAUUUUAAGCGUCGUCUUGCUGAAGCAAAAAGUGUUGUACCGGACGAUCCCAUAGAUGAGACGCGUAUUAAACUCAAAUUGGGAACCAGUAAAACUCCCGAACCACGACUGACACUGAAAUUCGUUGGCCAAAAGUCUUCAUCUGUCGACGAUAAGACGUCGGCAAAAGCAUCUAUGGACCGUGAUUCUGUGCAAAGACAGGAUUCAGUUGCACAUCGCGAUACUCCAGACUCUUCACGAUUGGGCGCCCUUGCACAAGGCAGUCCAAUGCCCGGCAAAUUAAUAUCCCCCUCUCCAUCUCGGACUCUGAUGCCACCAACAGCAGGAGUAGGGGGCUACAUGAAUCCAUCGAUAGGUGGUUUUCAGCAGACGACUACGGGCUGGCCACCUGGGCCGGUUGUGCCGCAGCAACGUCCAAGCUACACUCCUGUGCAAUCGUUAUUUCGAAAGCCCAAUGAAGACGUGUCAGACGCAUUGAUCAAGAAUUUGACCAUAAAAUCCCACCCAAGCUUGGGCCCUCAUCCCAAGUUCUGUCUGAGUAUUCCCGCGUCACCAGUGGUGCGACAGCAGUCAGCAGUAGUCAGUAUUCCUACGUCUCAAAGCUUCUUGUCACUAUCUCUCAGCAUACUUCCGAACACAGCGCAAAGGCGAACGAAACUGGUCGCCCUCUUUGGACCUCAAAGAGCGCCUCUUGCUCCUCUGCCUCAAUCAACUCCGUCCGAACUGGGCUACGAUAUCAGACUACCUCCUGGAUUGACGAAACUUGACUUCCAAAUGGUCUCGCUGCGAACAAGGGGACAUGAAGCGGUAAAUGGAAAUAGCCAUGGCAAUGGGCCUGACAAGAAGAGUUUUGAGCGUCUUACUGUAUUUUUCAGAGUGGUACGAUAAGCUGAAUUACCAACUGGUUACCGAUUUGAGCUGCUUCACGACCAGUGAUUAGCUUAAUGUAUGAUAGACGAACCUUGCGAUUGCUGGUCUGCUUUUCGAUUUUAUUGAUAGCGAAUGUACAAUAGCAAUUCUGAAGUAUUCAGCCAUGCCACUGAUAGUAUUGUUG